AUGUCUGUGAAUGGGCAUGUCGCUAUCAUCCAUCCAUCCAUAUAUGUGCAUAUGCGGUUUGUCGAAUCUGGCAGGACGCGAAUGAAACCCGCUGGCCGUGAUUCGUUCACUUGCGACAUUUUCCUCCCUGGCCGCACCGUUGCUGUGCAAUAUCAGCAGAUCAAAAGGCAAAAGCAAAGUGACAUGUGUGGAAGGCUUUCUGGGGGCUGGCCUCUCGGAGCCUUCUUCCCGAAUCGUUCCUCAUGGGAAUUUGAAAUUGAGCUCUGGUGGCAUGAAUGUGUUCAUGAUACUUGGAAAUUCUUGCCACCAAGGCUCUUCGCUAACUACAAGGCCACUACGGGGAGGAUGGAGGGCAUUGGACAACAGCUGGUUGAUCCUCGAUCAUCUCCAAUUUAA
Molecule: messenger RNA, 396 nt
Organism: Uncinocarpus reesii 1704
Lineage: Eukaryota; Fungi; Ascomycota; Eurotiomycetes; Onygenales; Onygenaceae
Exons: 1
Coding region: 1-396 (131 amino acids)
Source: RefSeq, a predicted model, not a curated record